Molecule: messenger RNA, 9951 nt
Organism: Pecten maximus
Lineage: Eukaryota; Metazoa; Mollusca; Bivalvia; Pectinida; Pectinidae
Product: RNA-binding protein Musashi homolog 2-like
Exons: 18
Coding region: 113-1543 (476 amino acids)
Cellular component (GO): cytoplasm
Molecular function (GO): RNA binding
Source: RefSeq, a predicted model, not a curated record
UCCACCCACAAUAGCCCAAUGGUUGUAGAGUAGUGAACAUUCAGAUCUUCCCCACGUGCAGUUCUCCAGUAUACGGUGUAGUGUUAGUAGUUAGCAUUAGACUUUUAGAAAUAUGAAGAUGGACCUCCAGGUUUCAAACACUACUAGCAAUGGUACCGAGGAUAUACCAAAUGAUCCCGGGAAAAUGUUCAUCGGCGGCCUCAGCUGGCAGACAACUGGGGACUCGUUAAAGGAACACUUCGGAAAGUAUGGGGAGAUAAAGGAGGCAAUGGUGAUGAAGGAUCCGACCACCAAACGAUCCAGGGGCUUUGGGUUUGUCACAUUUAGAGAAUCGGCUGCUGUAGAGAAAGUGCUGGCUAAUGGGCCUCAUGAGCUGGACUCAAAAACGGUGGACCCCAAGGUAGCGUUCCCCAGAAAGGCUCAACCGAAGAUGGUUACCAGAACUAAGAAAAUCUUUGUCGGAGGGCUGUCUGCUGCUACCACAGUGGAAGAUGUCAAAAAUUAUUUUGGUAAUUUUGGCAAGAUCGAGGAUGCAAUGCUUAUGUUUGACAAGACAACAAAUCGCCACAGAGGGUUUGGGUUCGUGACCUUUGAGUCUGAAGAUGUUGUAGACAAAGUGUGUGAUAUCCAUUUCCAUGAGAUCAAUAAGAAGAUGGUGGAGUGUAAAAAGGCCCAGCCGAAGGAGGUCAUGUUACCAACAAGCCUAGCUCGGGGUAGGGGCCUAGCAAGGGGCACGUUCAUGACGAAUGAAGAUGGCGAGAUUGUGUGGGAUUUAUCAAGCGACAUUAUUAUGCCAGAGCUGUUGACCUCUCCCCAUCUUGGCGGUGUUCCUUUGACAAGCGGUAUGGAAGGCUUCCUGCCCCAUGGACUGCACACUGCUGCCUAUCCCUAUGCUGGCCGUGGAUUUCCAGCCAUUGCCCCUGCAGGGUACUACUAUCCAGGGCUCCCUGGUUAUGCUGGGUACCUCCCCACCACCCCCUCCGCCCCGGGGGAGAGACACAUGUCCCCCAUCUAUGCCGACCUCGGUGCUGCGACGGCCAAUCAAUUGACCGCAGGCUUACAAAGGAGCGAACAUUCGCCGCUGCCAGUCAGCACGUCGCCUCUCCAUCGUGUUGGCGAUCAUAUACUUACUGCCCAGCGUGCUACAGACCACAAUGGACUGGUCAGUUUAAAUGGAAUGGAGAGUUUAAUGUGGAACCUGAGGGGUGAAAGGCUCUCCGGUGUAGGAGGAAAAGCAUUGACUAACCGAUGCAUACAAAUGCAUACCGACGGAAGGACACAACCGUACCAAGUCGUGGUCAAGUCCACCCAGUCCACCCAAGCUGUGAUAAAUAACCUUGGCCAACAACAAGCCUUCCCCACUGCUACCUCUCCCGCCACCAGCAGUCGUGGUAUCCCGCUAGCCAACAGCCCCGGACCAUGUGACCUGUACAGCCAGGACGGUCUCAGCUAUAUUCAGGCCACCAGUCCCCAGCCAUCCAGCUUCGGCCAUAACCUAGCCGGACAGCUUAUAGCCACCAAUUUCCAGAAUGGUUACCAUUAACACCAGUCAACAUUAAACACCAAGUCAAUACAGACUAAAAAACAAAGAAAGCAUUUUAUGGCAGACAUGGUUGGAAGGAUGGUUGACCUUGUCGCAUGGAGGCUGUUACCAGCUCCAUUUUAGAAGACCAUUUUUAUAUCUCUAUUAUACUUUUCUUGAGCAAAUGGAAGGUACACAGAUCAUGUUUUAUUUGAAUUGUCUUACAUUAUUUUUGUGUUCUAAAUUAUUCCAUAUUUACAUUUCAUCUCCAGUUUAUGUGACGAGAUAAAGUUUUAUCACGAACGCCUGUACAUUUUACCGAAGGCCACUUAUUCUGUUAAUUGUUAUUAAAACAUUGCAUCAUAUGACAUGUAUACAUUUUAAUACAAACACAAACCACAUUUUCUUCUUAUUUUUGCCUUAUUAGAUUAGAAAAUUUUGCUUCCAUCUAUUAUUGAUUUUGCCAAAUGUGACCUUCCAAACCUCCUCUUGUAUAUUGUUCUUUUGUCAUAUGUUUGUAUAUAUUUUGAGUUUUAUUUGCUGAUUUUAAGUCACUUUUUUCAUAUUUUUAAUUUGUUGAAAUCAUGCGAUGAGUAAUGUACAUAGAGACAACCUAAAGCCAGAUGGAAGGUUUGUCUGUACAUCAGAACAUUGAUUACUUUGUUAUACUUGUUUUUAACUUCUGCCUGCCUUUGUAUCUUUAAGUUCAGAAGUUGUGUUCAAUAUCAGUUUUAACAAGCAAUACAAAACCUUUUUAAGUUGAUCUACUGCAAGCAGACUGUUAAAACCCUGCCAUAUUCCAACAAAACCCAAGUUUUAAUCUUGACUUUUAAAAGAAAUGAAAAUUGAGUGCUGAUUUUAGUUAGCCAUUUAGGGUUAUUCUAAAAUAAUAUUUUUAAAAUACGCAAAAUGAUUUCGAGCAUAUGUUGAAUUGUUUUUAUGAUUUUUUUUUUUUUUUAAAUCUAUUGAAUAAUGAGCAAUUUAUUCAUGUAAUAUCAUAGUUUAACUAAAUGAAAAAGGAAAUGUUCGAGAACAUGGUGACCAGCUAGAAUCUGACUGGGAACUUUUAAAAACAAAUGUUGUUUUUGGUUGUGCAGACUUUUAAUUUGAUGUGCCUGUGUGAAGUUCUCCCAGAUUGAGUAAAACUUUGUUAAUUAAAAUCUGUUAAGUUUAAGUAUAGAUUUUGUAACCUGGAGUCAGGCAAACAAUACUGAUUGUUUUCCCGGCGUUCAGUCAGAUAGCAAUAAUCAAUUUGUCUGUUUGAAUAUCAUGAUCCUGUGAUUGUAGUGAUAGCCGUAGCAACUGCUGCCAUGGUUACCAACAGAUUAAGUCGUUAACCCAUAAUACCUUCAGUAUUAUCUACUGGUUCAUAGUCAUAUAUACUGGGGGAGGUCUUAUUAUUUUCAGUUAGGGUCAUUUAUACUAGGGGAGGUCUUAUUUACUAUUUGAGCAUGUCAACCACAUGAAGGCCGUCUGUCUCUUUUUCUCGGCAUCCUGUUGGUGACCAAACAGUUGCUAUGGCUACAUCUGUUGUGUAGUUACCAAUACAUGUUAUCACACAUCACAGAUAUAAAAGGUUCAUAAUGACAUAUUUUAUUUGUAAAAUAUGAUGUACAUAGUAUGGUUUGAUAAAUUUUAUGGAUUUUUAAAAAUCUUUAUUACUAUUUGUUGUUUUAUUUGUUUUGGUCCUGUAUGAAAAUUUAGCCAAUAUCUGCAGCAAAUUUUGCAAGUUAUUGAAUAAUCCUCUGCUGUUGGGUUGGAGAAUAUAGAAACCCUAAUAUUUGCUUAAACUAUACAUAGAGACAAAGAUUUCUUCCUCAUGAAAUUUUUAUGGCAUGUUUUUUUGAAAACCAGUUGAAAUGUAAAGCAAUACUGUUUUAUCUACCUCACAGACCAUGUCCUCCACCUGGGGACACCAUCAAACACGGCAACAUAACUAAUGGCAAUAGGCAUCGAAACCUUUGGUACAUAUAUGGGGAUUCUUUCAAGUCCAGUGUAAUUGAAUAGAAAAAAUAUUGCCUCAAAAGUUUGAGUAUGGCCUAUAGAAGAUUGAUAUGACCGCGUAGUUAGAUGUAUGAUCAGGAGGAGCCGGUAUGGUCUGUGAGAUGUACUAUUGUACAGAAGUCUAGAAUGCAUGAUUAAAUUUAUGACUGAACAUCAGGUGGUACUUACGAUAUUUUUGAACUUUUUCCAAUAUUUAUGUAUAUACUGCUGUUUAAUGCUGAACUUAUAUUAUAAUAAUGAACUUAACAAAAAAAAAUCAUUUAAAGUUGAUUAUGUAUGAUUGAAGGGGAAAUUAGUUUCAAAAUUGGUUGUGUAAAUUUGUGAUCCUAAAUAAAUGAAAAAAAAGUAUGAAAAUAAAAUAAAAAGAUAGAGAAAUGAGUUGGGAAAAAAAUUGGAAAAAAAAAAUAUCUUAAAAAUAAGCUUAUGUUUGAUUACACCAGUUGAUUUUUAUCUUAACCAAUACAACCGAUUGAUUACCCCCCAUUUAACAUGAGUAUUUGGUGUGAUUUUUGUGUGAGUAUUGUGAGAUCUGGUUUAUGUAUAAGUGGACCUCUUGGUUUGAGAUUUGUACCGUAAUUGACACAGCUAAUCUGUUGACAUAUUCAUCCCUUGUCUCUAAAAUCAUCUACGAUUUUUUUUUUUUUUUAUCACGCAAGCAAUUCAUGCAUAAUGUUAUAUAUACGCAUAAAUUGAGGUUACCAUUUGGUACUCAACAUUGUAUCGAAGCUUUAGUUAAUAUUUGGUACUCAUUGUUGUAUCAAAGUUUUAUGUAUUUUAUUCAAUAACAACAGAAGCAGUGUGCUGAUGAGAUGAAUUACGGUACAGGUCUCUACCAUAUUAAAACUACUGUGUUUUACGUCAUACGACAGCCUGUCACAAGUGACGGUAGAUUAGCGAGACUGCACCGCGACAAGAGGAUGUGUGGAACCAGUGACGUCUACACCAGUAUGUAAAUAAAGGUUUUAUAUAAUUGAUUGUCAAGGGAAAAUAAUUCAUUUGUUUUAUUAUGAUGAUGUUGAUAAAUUGUAAUAUUUAAUAUCUUGUUGUAGUGGUAUACAUAAGAUCUUAUGAAGAUAUCGUAAGACUUAAGGAUGGAGGCCCUUUCGGGGGUUACUAUUCGUAGUAGUAUACAUAUAUAUAAAUAUAUAUACAUACGAUUAUUAAGAUAUUGUAAGAUUUAUAUUGGGGCCCCUUCAGGGGUAACUGUUUGUACAGUGUCAUGUUGGUAUAUUAUGAUGUUGAUUGAUUGCCAUCAGUUUUAGUCACAAAUGUUAUUGUAGUUAUACCGUAGUAAACUAAUAAUUUCAUUGUCAUCGCUAAACACAGCUGUAACCAUCAUGAGCUUUUGUAAUGUAGGCAACACUGUCAUGGGGUAAGAAAAAACACAUCAAGUUUUUAAGUAGAUUGAUAAAAAGUUGUUAAGAGUAUGAAGUUGUAAAUUAUGGAUGUAAGAAUUAAGAACAGAAAGAGAGCAAAGAAGAAAGUCUUUGAAAGCCAUCAAAUGAUUUAUUGCAGCAGAAUUGACCUGUUUUUCAUUAGUAAGUAGAAAGGAAAAUGGGGAAAAUUCUUCAUUUGUUUGGCUAAAAGACUGGUUGUUGUGUUAAGAUUUUCUUAAAGUUGAUGUGUCUCGAUGACUUUGUUGCCCUGCUUUUAUUAAUUCUGUCCAUGUUUUGUUCACGGGAAAUUGACGACCCAGAUAGAAAUAAAUGUAGGUAUAUACAUUAUUCUGGAAGUUAUGCCAUAGUGCUAUUUAUGGUGAAAUGCUACAUUAUCAUGUCAAGUUUGUAAUAGAAAAAUACAAAUUUCAGGGUCCAAUCUUGUCUCAAAACGCAAGUCAUUUGUGAUUUGUGGAUUUUUUUUUUUUCUAUUUUUUUUUUCAAAAUAUAGAAAAAAAAGUUGUUAUAUAUUAUGUAAAUUUCUGUUGCAUAUUGUGUAUUUUUCUCUUCAUGUAAUUUAAAACUUGUACUUGCUGGACAAAUUAUGUUAACGCCCUCUGUACAUAGAUAUAUUUACUCUCUCUCUACAUGUAUUGCUAGUUUGUAUGUACUUUAGAUGGGGUUCCCACGGGUAAGUCAUCCAAAGAUGUUUACAAUUGUUUAAUUUAUAUCCAGUUUCCUUUCAUUACAGCUUUGAUUUAGGGUUUUCGUAUACAACCUAAACAUGGGUUUCCUGCAGAUUUUUAGUAAGAAUCAUCCACAUGGAUUUCCCGCUCUUAAUUAAAAUUGACACAUGAACAUUAUGAUAUGAAAAUACUUUAGCAUUUUGACCAGUUUCAAAAUUCUGUCCUUAAUUCUUUUUGUAAGCUGACAAACUAAGUCUGGCAAGCGGAAUUUGAUGAGCUAGGAAUUUAACUCAGCUCAAAUAGACCCUCACCAGAAUUUUCUUUGACAGACUAUUAGUACAAAUAAAAAAUGAAGGGGAAAAAAUCCUUUAAAAUAUGUUACUGAAAAUCUGUGGAAACUUGAAAAGUUUUAAUUUUUACAGAUAGAUAAUUUGCUUUACUGAAAAAAGUAUAUAUCAUUUAAUAACAUAUCAAAAUAGACUACUUUUUACAAAGAAAAGCUUCUUACCAAAAACAUUAAUUCAAUAUUGAUGUAUAAGAAAACCUGUGGUGAGCCCCAUAGAUCUUCUGGCAGGUGAUAUCAACGCUGGAGUGCGAAGCUAUUGGUGUAGUAGUGUGUAUAUGUGUAGUAGGUAAACAUCAACCACAUUCCUUCUAUUGCUCUUGAAACCAGCAGUCUGAAUUUUUGGAAGGGUUAGAUGAAAUACAUAUGUGUUUAUAUAUACAUUACAGUAAAACUUUACUUUCCAUACCAGUGGUAAUUUGGAUUUUGAGUUUUGAGCUCUUUUGGUUGUACAAGACUACAAGCCCAAAUGGUUGUGUCAUAUCCCCUAUCCGUAUUGUUUUAUCCGAUAUCUGACCCCUAUUGUUGAAUAUGAUAUCUGACCCCUAUUGUUUUUUCUGAUGUGUGACCCCUAUUGUUUUAUCCAAUGCCUGACCCAUCUGGUUGUACUUUGAUAAUUAUAGCUCUAAUGGUUGUUAAUAACCUGCCUUAUAUGGCUGUAUCAUAUUCAAACCUAUAAUUUCAUCUGAUUCGCCCCUAUGGUUGUGCAAGAUUCUGUAUAGAUUCCCGCCCUAUAAUUAUGGUUGUAAAUUUCGAGCCUCAAUGGUUUCAUCUGAUCACUGAUCCCUGUUGUAUAAUAUUCUGUAUAGAUUCUAAGCCAUUAUAUGGAUUUAGUUUCGAUGUCUAAAUAUUUUUGUGAAAUUUCCUGUUCAUGUAGUUGCAUUUGCCCCAAUUGUUGUAUCUGACUUCUGGCUCCUAAAGUUGUAUUCGAUUCUGAAUAGAUUUCCAUCCUAAAAGGUUGUAGAUUCCAAUCCCUAUGGUUGUGUAAGACUGAAUAGAUUUCCAUCCUAAAAGGUUGUAGAUUCCAAUCCCUAUGGUUGUAUACGAUUCGGAAUAGAUUUCCGCCAUACAAGGUUGUAGAUUCCAAUCCCUAUGGUUGUAUACGAUUCGGAAUAGAUUUCCGCCGUACAAGGUUGUAGAUUCCAAUCCCUAUGGUUGUAUACGAUUCUGAAUAGAUUUCCAUCCUAAAAGGUUGUAGAUUCCAAUCCCUGUGGUUGUAUACGAUUCUGAAUAGGUUUCCAUCCUAAAAGGCUGUAGAUUCCAAUCCCUGUGGUUGUAUAUGAUUCUGAAUAGAUUUCCGCCGUACAAGGUUGUAGAUUCCAAUCCCUAUGGUUGUAUAAGAUUCGGAAUAGAUUUCCGCCGUACAAGGUUGUACAUGUAGACUCCCAAUUUCCAUAUUGUAGAUCCCUACCUUAUAUGGUUGUGCAGCAAUUGGAAAGGAAAUUAGCUGGUGUGUAUAUAUACACAUAUGUAUUUAUAUAUGUGUAGGGGAAGGAACAAAAUCCUAAUGUUACCUCCAUUAUCAGAAGAGUUCCAAUUUCAGGCAUUUUCUCUGAGGGAGCCGUUUUGAACAAAUGGAGUGCUAUUCGUUGUAUUUAUAGGGUAUAUAAUUGGACUGAAACUAGUAUUACAUUCAAUUUUUUAUUAAGUUAUUUAUUGAAUUUUAUAAGGUUUGCAGGCCUGCAUGUUUGCCAUGAAACACAAGAUCUCAGGGAACAUUUUGUGUGUUUUGUCAUUGUGAAUAUAGAAUAGGAAAAUCCAGUACUCAUGUAAUCUUUUGACUAUUCAAGUAGGAAUAGGGGAAACCAGGUAGAUACCUAUAUUUAAGUGAUAUAUCCAUCGCCUACAUCAGCACUCGUGUAGAAUUCUUAAGAUGUGCAUAUAAUACAUGUUAUUUAUUGUAGUGAGAAAUCAUAUCCCAGGAUUGUCUUGGUCAUGUGACUUUUCUGUCCAUUUGUGGUUGGUUUGCUAUUGAUUAUGUCAAAAGUUUUCGGAAUUACAUAAUUCAAAUUGAUAAAAUAUAAUACUUUAUUAGGUAUAAAUCUUACUUCAAUGAUUAGAGAUUUUAAAUCCAAAACUAAAUUUAUAUAAAAACUCCUGAAUGCUAUUGACAUCGUAAGAAAACACAGGUAGAACUGAAAAUAAUAUCACUGUUCUCCGAAGGUGCCAUAUAGAUGGUCUGACACAUGACCUUGAUCUGGUACAUGACCUUGACAGUACUGGAGGUCCGUAGCGAGUCCCUGUCACACAGGGAUAUGUUUGUAUCUUGUGUUACCUAUAACGUGUGUGUAACAUCCCCUGUACCCUGAUCUAUCUGGAAGUUUAGUGUAGUCCUAGUUGUUAGUCACCUCAGAGGCCAAUCAAUGAUUUGCUGAUUACUUUAAUAGGAGAUCUGGUCGUUUUAGGGACAGAGCGUUAGAAUUCCUGGGAAUUUGAGAGACCUAACUGGUAUUCUUUUGAAUUUGUGCAUUCAAAAUUGCUUUAAGCCCUUCUAAAUUAUUUCAAACUUGAAUACAUAUAGCAAUCUACUUUUUUCUGGUUCUGAUUACUGUAAUGGUAUAUAUUUUCGGACACUCAGCACAUACUGAAUUAAGGUGGAUUAGCACGAUGAUAAAUGACCAUCCAGAGCCAUUGUGGUAGAAAGCUAUACAGAAACUGACUAAAUCCAUCAUAAUCAAGAGGAAUGUUUUCAUCAUCAGAAAAGUAUAGAGUAGUCAAAAACUUGAAUCUAAUUGAAAUAAAAACGGAAAUGUCAAAUCAUUUGUUGUGUAGCCCUCUGAUGAAUCAGUGUACCUGACGAUUAUAAUAAACCGGUCCAGUCUUUGUGGAGACUGGAGUUUAUUAUAUCCGACAGUAGUAGUUAGUAGCCCUGUGAGGCUGUAGUCUUUUAGUCCUAACCCAGCCGAUAAUUUAUGUUUUCUGCUAUUUCCUAAUUAAUACUAGUUUCAGUCCAAAUUAAUUUUGAUCUCAAAAUAGUUAACCAGUAGAGAAACGUAGUGUCAGAGAUAGAUUUAUAUUAUAAGAUAUAAAAAGUCUGAUAUUUAUUUCAUUCUACCAGUAUUUUGUACAUUUUCUUCAAAGAUCUGAAAUAAUUUAUGUUUUUAGAAUACAACAGACAAACGGUGAUAUAUGUUUUUUGUAUAAAGAUUUACAAGUUCAAUAGGCCGUGUGUUUUACCUGUUCCUUGGUAGUAGCCAUAUUUAAUCCUGUCAUCACACGUAGAGGUCAACGGUCAACUAUUUAAACAGCUUUUUGACCAAUAGACCUUGUGUAGACUGAUAGUUUGCUUAUAAUGCAUGUGUUGUCAUCUCGCAUAUUAAUGAGAACAAAAGUUAUAAAAAACGACUAUUGUCUUUCAAUUUUACAAACCCGUUCACCGGGGAUAUAGAUACAUUUUGUACCUAGCUUUAAAUAAUGUCUAUACAAAAUACAUGUUGGUGUAUGUAAUUGUUAUACUUUAAAAUAAGAGCUCCCCAAAAUUUGUGCACUGCUGCGUUUCUACUUGUAUUAGAUUAGAUGGAAAAUUUAGAGUAGAUAUUUAAUUUAUAAUGUUUUGAAGACAAACAAAAAAUUAACAUUUUAAAAAGUAUUUAUGAAUAAUCAAUGGCAAAUUGUUAUUAUUUUAUUUUUUUUGUAAAAAUCUGAAAUGUGCCAAAGUUGCAGAUUUUUAUUUGUUUGUGACACAUAGUAUGUCACAUCUGAACACGAAGUUAUAUGAUGGCUGUAGUUCUAAGACCCGCCCUCAUCUCUGUUACCGUGGAAACUGCUACGAUGAUUGACAGGUGCUGACUGUCCACUCUCUAUCUCCUAUGCUUAGAAUGGUUGGGCCAUACAUAUCAAGUUGAAGAGUUUCAUGUAUGUUUUUUGGAAGCUGUGACCUAAACCGUAAUGGGGGGGUUCUCUAAGUGAAAGUUUUGUGAGUUUGCUGUUACUACUCUAAUCUAUCGGGCUAACUGUGUCAUUCUUGUAUAGUGUAUUUGUGAACGUUCCUUUGAAUUAAAAGGUAUAUUCAGAAAAAAA